Molecule: messenger RNA, 1277 nt
Organism: Frankliniella occidentalis (western flower thrips)
Lineage: Eukaryota; Metazoa; Arthropoda; Insecta; Thysanoptera; Thripidae
Product: prostaglandin reductase 1
Exons: 8
Coding region: 46-1155 (369 amino acids)
Biological process (GO): prostaglandin metabolic process
Cellular component (GO): cytoplasm
Molecular function (GO): 2-alkenal reductase [NAD(P)H] activity; 15-oxoprostaglandin 13-reductase [NAD(P)+] activity
Source: RefSeq, a predicted model, not a curated record
AGGCCCACCGCCACGAGGUAGAAGUACCCCGCGGCAGCCGCAGCCAUGCUAUUGCGUCGAGUCCUCCAAGCCGGCAGCGCGCUCCUCCACUCGCCUCCGCCAACGUCCACGUCCUGCCGCUGCCUCUCCGCCAUGGCGCCCCCAGCCAAAGUCAUCUACAUGGCCAAGAAGUUCGCCGGCGAGCCCAAGCCCAGCGACUUCCAGAUCAAGGAGGAGCCCCUGCCCGAUCUGAAGGAAGGCGAAAUCCUUGUCGAGGCAGAAUGGAUGAGCGUGGAUCCGUACAUGAGGGCGUACAUGGACCGCUACCCCGCUGGUACUAAGAUGAUUGGCGGGCAAGUUGGAAAGGUCCUACAGUCCAAGCACAAGGAGUACAAGGUCGGGGAUGCGGUGGUCGGCUACCUGGGUUGGUCGUCGCGCUCCGUGGUCCACGUGGACAGCACCAAGGGUGACAUGACCAGGGGCGACGUCGAGAAGGUCCGCCACUCGGACAUGCCGCUGUCGUACGCCCUGGGCGCCCUGGGCAUGCCGGGCGCCACCGCCUACUUCGGCCUCCUGGAGCUCUGUCAGCCCAAGGAGGGCGAGACCGUGGUUGUGAACGGCGCUGCCGGGGCCGUCGGCAUGCUCGUGGGGCAGAUUGCCAAAGUCAAGGGUUGCAAAGUGAUCGGUUUUGCCGGUUCGGACGCCAAAGUGGAGUGGCUGAAGAAAACCCUAGGGUUCGACUUCGCCUACAACUACAAGACCUGCAACAUCGCGAACGCGCUCAAGGAGUCGGCUCCGAACGGCGUCGACUGCUACUUCGACAACGUCGGUGGUGAGUUCAGCAGCAUCGUUCUGUCGAAGAUGAACCUCUUCGGCCGUAUAGCAGUGUGUGGUGCCAUCGCCUCGUACAACGCCGACAUGGCCAACCCACCCCAGGCACCCGUUAUCCAGGGCUCGAUGGUGUUCAAGCAGCUGAAGAUGGAGGGCUUCGUCGUGAGCAGGUGGCGGUCGCGUUUCCCUGAGGCGUACGAUCAGAUGCACAAGUGGAUCAAGGAGGGCAAGCUCAAGGUGCAGGAGCACGUCUAUGAGGGCUUCGAGAACAUGCCCAACGCCCUCAUCGGCAUGCUGCGGGGGGAGAACACGGGCAAGGCGGUGGUCAAGGUGUCCAAGCUGUGAGCGCCGCGCGACCCGGUGGGUCACCCCCACCAAAUACGUACAAAACAACUGCUGUGAUAUCUGUUCAUCCAUUCGUUCAUACUGUGUUCAUGAAAAUAUAAAACCGACUUUCUGCUCUGCCA